CAGCAGGACGGAUUAAACAGCUCAGCAGGACGGAUUAAACAGCCUAACAGGCCGGAUGUGGCCCAAAGGCUGUAAUUAGUUCACCACUGCUCUAACGCCUCGUAGGCGGGCCGUUUCUAAACGGCUUUGUAGGUAACGCGCUAGUGUGCUUUGUAGGGUGUGCGGGCCGCCAUUCUGUAGUCCUUGUAGUGCACUUAUAUAGGGAGCAGGGCGUGAUUUGGAAGUUACCCAGUGACUUGGUUAUACUGUAUUCUCAUGCUGUUUAUACAUACAAGUGAGACUAUACCUCUGUUAUAGGUAGAACAAGCAAGAUAUUCUUUGUUUUUGUUUAAAAACAAUGGUUUAUUUUAUUAAUUGUAAAAGAGAGUGAAAGUUAUAAAGAAAAUGGCAGGGCAGGUAAAAUAAUAAAAACAUCGCCUACUUCCGUUUUCAGUUCUUCUAAGAAAAGGUGGGCAGGUCUUUCCAGUAAAGGCAGGUGCAGACAUAUUUACAUAAACACCAGGAAGUUUGGUGUAUUUGUCUCGUCCACACACACACACACACACACACACACACACUAAACGAAAAACAGCUUGAGACCCGAAUUUGAAAAAUUCAGGAGUAAUAAUUACAGGAUUGUUGGUCUACCAUGAGAUCACCAUGACUCUGAAGUGUGUAACAGCUGCUGUGUUGUUCCUCUGUUUCUCGGGGGUUUCAAAUCUACGCGUGGUGAACAUCUCCUCUCUGACCUGCGAGCAAGCUGUGCCGUGCACAAUUCGCAUUAAUAACUGUGUGUAUGAAGAAUGGAUGACCCCUCAGCCUUGGACUCCAUCCGGUCCAGUGGAUCUGAAGGUUCAUGUAGAUGUCAGGAUUAAUGAGAACAGAGACUUGGUGCCUGUAAUUGUGGCAGAAUGGAAAGCAAUGGAUGACGCAAGCAUUAGAUACAUUAAUGGAACUGAGUUUCAAAUAACAAAGCAGGGCAGCGGUGAGCACUUCUGUGUCCAUUACAUACUUAAAAACAAGAUUGAGGCAAUGAGAAAUCCAGCAGGUGAACAGUGGUCUUUUUCUCUGGACAAAGUGGCUGUUGAUCCAGGUGGGACAUAUUUGGUGUCGGUUUCUAACCUCCCCAAACCAAACUUAGCCCACACCACUUACAACGUUAACCAGACUAUCCAGGUCUCAGGUUGUAAAAGUCCUGAAAUGCAGCCGACUCGAAUCUGUAUUGAAAGGGGAGAAAACUGGAAUCCCAAUAUUUCCAUGGUGAGGUCCGGGCCUCAGAACAAGACAUUAUUUGUUACCUUCAACACUGAUGAGCAUUCUGAAAAGUAUAAAGUACAUGUGAAGUGUAAAGAACAUAAAGAAACCACAGCUCUCAGUAAGGAAAAUGGUUCAUCUCUCAAUGUCACAUUUAAUCUUGAAUCCUGGCCACACACCUGCUGUGGUUUCAAUGUGGAGAUCCAGCCCUUCUUUAAGUGUGGACAUGACUGCUUACGAAAGAAUAAGUUUUUUAAUAUAUGUCCAGACCCACCAAAGCCAUCCAAAGUUGCAGAUGAUUUGUGGAAGGCGUUUACAGGGUUGUUUAUCCUACUCUGUGGUCUUUGUGCCAUUUGUGGCAUUUGUUUGCAAUACAGGAAGCAUCGGAAAAGUCCAGCAAUAAACCCAACUGAGCUCCCUACUCCAGAUCUUCCAGACGUUGAGCAUUCCGUGUUGAUCUUCUACUCAAGAGACCAUCCAAAAUACACUGAUAUAGUACUGAAGCUCUGUGCCUUCCUGAGGGCAAAAUGCGGUACGGAGGUUUACUUGGACCUCCUGGACACGGCCUCUGUUGGAGCCAUGGGCCGCUUGCAAUGGACAGAACUACAGAUGCGUCGUAUAGAGAAAUCCUCUGGCAAAGUGCUGGUCCUCUGCUCACGAGGAGUGCAGGCAAAGUGGGGGGCCAUGUGUGGUGAGCCUCGAGUCCUCUUACGUGAAGAUGUUUGCUCGCCAAUGGGGGACAUGCUGACACUCGCCCUGCAGCUCAUUACACCAGACAUGCAGCGGCCCGCCUCUUAUGACAAGUACAUGGUAGCCUAUUUUGAGGAUAUAAGUGACACAAAUGACGUGCCUUCCAUGUUUGAUGUAGCGGUCAAAUACAAGUUAAUGAAGCACUUUGAAGAGCUUUUCUUUCGUAUUCUGGAACUGGAGAAAUAUCAGAAGGGGAGGGUGCACACAAUCAAGGGACUUGGUAUUGAUGAGUAUAUCGACUGCCCAUCAGGCAAAGCUUUGAGGGAUGCCAUUGAAGCCUUCCAGGCUUACCAGUUAGAGAAUCCAGACUGGUUUGAGAAAGAGUGCUUAAACAGUGAAGAUGAGGUUCCAGUAGAUGAGAGCAGCCCUUUUCUUAAGGGUUGUUCCACACCGGUUCUUGUGUGUGAGCCUGUGCUCAACAAUGGACCCUCUGUAUGCACGUGUGAGGUGGAGAUUCACCAAAUGGACCAGACCCAUAGUGUAUGGUCCACUGAAAUACCAAACCUUAACCAGGAAUUCGAGGAGCCUUCUGUUCUACAUAUCCAACCAGCACACCAGGUAUAUUCCCUCCAUCCAGCUGUGGAAGCUUCUUUUGGUAUCCACAAAGCUGGAGUGUGCCCUGCAGAUUUAGAGGACCAUCCCUGCAUUUUAGUGGAACCUGCAAUACAUGAACCUUUACCAUCAAGUAAGAAUGAGGUAUUUGUAAACAGAGGGCCACCUCUAGAGGAAUUUCCUGCUAUAGAUAAAGAGGAGGCCCUGAAGAAGCUGUUAAAUCUCCAAGUGUCGCUAGUAUCCUUUGACAUUACAGCUCCUCCACCUUCAGUGGAUGAUGAGUUCCAAUCAUCUUGGGAUAUGCCAUUAUCCCAGCCAAUCGAGAUAGAUGAGAGUCAGGUGGAAGAGGCUUCAGGUCAGAGACAAUCAAGAUGGUCAGAUCAAGGAUACAGUUCAAGAGACUCCAUGGUAAGGGAGGAGCCUCCCCCAUCCUCUCUUACUGCAUUAGCUAAACUGCAGGAAGCCCUAUACCUAAACAGUCCCAUCUCAUCCGGUUUCUGCACAGAGACAAUGGAGAGUUGAUAUUAAUGUGACCGUAGACUUCAAGUACACCCUACAUUCAGUCCAUUUAUAAAAGCCAUGAAUUGCAUUUGGUGCAUCUUUUUUCACGAACAAUGGGUGUGAAGCAGGAAUGCAGCCUAGUGCCAGUCCAUCCCCGAGUGCCACGUACACACAUUUACAGCUACGGGCAAUUUAGCAUAGCCAAUUCACCUACUAGGGUUUAGUUUUUUUAUGUUCUCAUGUUGUCAACAGGAAAUCAAUGUAAUUCCACAUAUUCUGUAGGAGAUGUGUUUUAUUGAAUAAUUAUAUACACCAAGUGACAAUUAUCUGAAACCUGUGAACUGUUAUUUGCUUACAUGAAUUUGAUAAUCGUGUAACAUUUCUGAUGACACAUUUUAACAGACAGAUGGACAAAUCCGAGUUCACAGAUUUCCAUUUAAACAGGUUUUACAUUUAAUAUUGCACAUAACCUUUUUGUUAAACCUUUUGGUUAAACGUGUUUUUUAUCACAGGGACUCUACAAGCUGUAAUUUACAAUAUAUUGAUUUUUUUUUUUUUGUUACCAUCGCAUGCAUUGCACUAUAAACAACUUUUCAUGUAAAAACAAAUAUGUAUGAAGAUGAAUUGUUUCUCAGUCUUCUCACAAGUAGAUUUUUAUAAUCACAUGAAUGACUCCAUCAGAUGGGGCUUUGAAUGUAAUACUAUAAUUGUACUUUAUGUUACUAUCUGCAAAUGAAAAACUGCAUUCUUUGGUUGUCUUUGUUGUGUGCUUUUUUUGUGGAAUUUUACUGUAGACAUAUAAAACAAAAUGACCUUUUUCUAUGGUUAAAUAAUUACUCCAGAUUUGCAAAUAAAAUUCUGUCAUUUUAUAUUAA
Silurus meridionalis is the source of this 3911-nucleotide messenger RNA. It is a transcript of the gene il17ra1a, whose product is annotated as interleukin 17 receptor A1a. Bases 640 to 3057 code for a protein of 805 amino acids. The record is from RefSeq and is a predicted model, not a curated record. Lineage: Eukaryota; Metazoa; Chordata; Actinopteri; Siluriformes; Siluridae. The transcript has 11 exons. Gene Ontology annotation, molecular function: interleukin-17 receptor activity.